ACUUAGUUUAAAAUGUGCAAGGUUAGAAUUUUAUUAUUAAUAAUAAUUUAGCAUGCAAAAAUGCAAGCGAAAAAACGUUAUUUACUCGUUUUAUUAUCGUGUGCAUUUCUUGCAUACUGUUAUUUUGGUGGAUAUCGAUUGAAAAGUCAUCAUUUUAUUAGCACAAUUAACACAGAAUACGAUCAAUUAAAGUGUUAUACAUCAUCGUCGAAUUCACCUAGUGUAAAUGAAGUUCCUCCGAUAGCGAAUAAACGAUGGAUGAUGCCGAAUAAUAAUUAUAAAGAAUGUCGAAUGGAAACAUGUUUCGAUUAUAAUCGAUGUUCACCGGAUCAUUUAAAAGUGUAUGUUUAUCCACAAGAACAAACAGAUCCAACAGGAACCUCUACGUUAAUUAGUGCAUCGUAUCAAAAAAUCCUUAGUGUUUUACUGGAAUCACGAUAUAUAACAACAGAUCCUUCUGAAGCAUGUCUCUUUAUACUUUCAUUAGAUACCUUAGAUCGAGAUCCUCUUUCAGCGGAUUAUGUACGAAAUAUGCCAGCUCGAAUCCAACGAUUACCACUAUGGAAUAAUGGAUUAAAUCAUGUUAUUUUUAAUUUAUAUUCUGGUACAUGGCCGGAUUAUGCGGAAGAUAGUUUAGGCUUUGAUUAUGGUUUGGCGAUUUUAGCGAAAGCCUCGAUUUCAAAUAGUCAUUUACGUCCGGGUUUUGAUAUUAGUAUACCGUUGUUUCAUAAAAAGCAUGCGGAGAAAGGUGGAGAACCGGGUUACGUACAAAAUAAUCGAUUUCCAUCGAAUAAGAAAUAUUUGUUGGCGUUUAAAGGGAAACGAUAUGUUCAUGGUAUAGGAUCGGAAACUAGAAAUGCGUUGUUUCACUUACAUAAUGAUCACGAUUUAAUUAUGGUUACAACAUGUCGACAUGGUAAAAGUUGGAAAGAAUUAAAAGAUGAUCGUUGCGAUGAAGAUAACCUCGAAUACGAUCGAUAUGAUUACGAUGUUCUUUUGCAAAAUAGUACGUUUUGUUUGGUGCCUCGUGGAAGACGUCUUGGUUCAUUUCGUUUCUUGGAAGCAUUACAAGCUGGAUGUAUUCCAGUAAUUUUAUCCAAUGAUUGGGCUUUACCAUUUCAACAGGUUAUCGAUUGGAGUAAAGCUGUUAUUUGGGCGGAUGAACGUCUUCUUCUACAAGUACCAGAUAUAGUUCGUUCAAUUACACCAACAGAUAUUUUGGAAAUGCGUCAACAAACCCAAAUUUUAUGGCAACAUUAUUUUAGUUCAAUUGAGAAAAUUAUUUUUACUACGUUAGAAAUAAUUAAGGAACGUAUUCCUUCAUCGUCGUCCGCAUCGACGUCAAUUAACAAGUAUCGAGAUGGUUAUUUAUGGAAUACCCAUCCUGGUGGACUUCUUACGUUACCACAAUUUAGUGAUUCCUGGUGGAAUUAUCCAUUCUAUUUAAAAAAUUUAAAUCAAUUAACUACGUUAACUUCAACGGAUAUUAAUAAGUUUACAUGUGUAAUUUACUGCCAUUUAGGGAUGCCGUUAACUCCAACUUCAUCCCUAUAUCGUCUUAUUAAAAACGUUAGUAAAAGUAAAUAUAUUGUUCGAUUAAUCAUUGUUUGGGUGAACGAUAAAUCGCCACCAUCCUCAAAUCGUUGGCCUGUAAUGCCUCCAAACAUUCCAAUGAAUAUAUUACCAACAGUCGGAAAUAUUGGUACAAACAGUGGAGCCGCAAAUAGUGCAACAACUACGGGUAUUUCUCAACGAUUUUAUCCACAUUCGUUGAUACAAACCGCUGGUGUUCUUUCACUUGACGAGGAUUCGUUGCUGACUACCGAUGAAAUUGAUUUUGCGUUUCAAGUAUGGCGUGAAUUUCCUGAACGUAUUGUUGGUUAUCCGGCACGAUCACAUUAUUGGGAUGAUUCGAAAAGUUCGUGGGGUUAUACUUCGAAAUGGACGAAUGAUUAUUCGAUUGUGUUAACGGGAGCUGCCUUCUAUCAUCGUUAUUAUAAUGUUUUGUAUACGCAUUGGUUAAAUCCAUUGUUGCAUAAGACUGUCGAACAAAGUCAAAAUUGUGAGGAUAUUUUGAUGAAUUUUCUUGUUAGUCAUGUGACUCGCCGUCCACCAAUCAAAGUGACUCAACGUAAGCAGUAUAAGGAACAACAAUUAUCUGGCGUUCGUUCACCGUGGAAUGAUCCAGAUCAUUUCGUCCAACGUCAAACGUGUUUAAAUACGUUUGCAGCCGUUUUUGGUUAUAUGCCUUUAUUACGAUCUAAUUUACGUUUAGAUCCAGUCCUAUUUAAAGAUCCUGUAUCAAAUUUAAGAAAGAAAUAUCGACAAAUUGAACGUGUAGGUAGCUAAAAUUCAAUUUUUCAUAUUCAUUUUUUUAAUUUUAAUAAAUAAAUCGAGUGUCUCCAGUCAUCGUCAAAUUUGAUAAAACAUUUUUGUGAGAUUUUAUAGAAUUAUGUAAAGCUUCCAUGACUAUCAAAAAUGUUGUGUGUUUGACAGGAAAUUAGUGACAACCGGAAAAGCAACUUUUUUUGGUUAACCACAAUAUGAUAGAUAAUUUAUAAUAAAUUGUAAAUAUACGGGAAAAAAUUACGACAGCACUGGACACUUUGUUUAAACGUCAACACACAUUUGAUUUUUAAACGUACAUCGUUUAAAAAUACGGCUAGGAAACUCCAAAUACAAAAACAAAGAUCCUCUAUUGAAGUCAAUUUUAGUAAAUAACGAUGUACGAUAAACAGCGCCACGAUUGAUGUACUAAAAUUGACUUCAAUAAUUCACUUAAGAAGUUUUCGGACCCAAUAUGAAUUCAGUACGUUUAAAAAGUAUCGGAUUUGUGUAAUCGGUACUAAAUCAUUUGUAUAAAGAAUUAAAUAUAAUCCCUAAAAAAAUAAAAAUCCCUUUUUGCGAUCACUUGAAACGAUCUUAGAUUUAAAUUUUUCUUCAAUCAAUAUAUUCAAUUGAUGGUUUUUAUGAAGAGAAACACAGCUCAUUGGUUCUUACAAAAACUAGCAAAACUCAUUGAAUUUAUUCUCAUAGUCCGUAGAAAGAGUAAAAUUACUUCUCUGCGUUUUUUAAAUUAUUGAUAAAUCAUAAGUAACCUAGUGGUAUAAAUUGGAACUACUCAUAACGGAUCAGGAUCCUGUUUUUAUUAGUACAACUUAUUAUCGCCAGUUGGCGGAGUUGCAAUUCCCAUUCUUCUAGUAAAGUACCAGUAUUGCCAUCUGUUAGUCUAAAUGGGAACUAUUCAAAGCGGGUAAGCUCCCAGUUAUUAGUAGUUAAUGUAUUAUUGGAACUUAUGCAAUAGGGAACUAUGAAAAAGUACUUCAAAAAGUUAAUUUUCUUAAUAAAA
Molecule: messenger RNA, 3349 nt
Organism: Chrysoperla carnea
Lineage: Eukaryota; Metazoa; Arthropoda; Insecta; Neuroptera; Chrysopidae
Gene: ttv
Product: exostosin-1
Exons: 2
Coding region: 61-2349 (762 amino acids)
Cellular component (GO): membrane
Molecular function (GO): glycosyltransferase activity
Source: RefSeq, a predicted model, not a curated record